CUUGUGGCGCGUUGAAAGCGCCGAUUGGCGAAGCGGCGUGCAGCAGGAGCCGCUGUGAUUAGGCUGGCUGCCGGAUCAGAUGGUCUCUGCAUCGCAGGGGGUGGGGGGAAGCAACUCUUUGUCAUCCUGUCAUUUGUGGCCAGCUCUUCUCUGCGCACAGGCUGCAUCUGCGAUCAGUGAUAAACGUGCUCACACACGCCAUGUGAGCGUAGAGCAGCGGCAGCCUCGCCUCCAGCUCCUGCGCCUGCUGAUCCGUCGGCCGCUGCUUGCCUCUAUUCGCCUCUCCUCCUCUCUCCGCCGCCGUGCUGGAUUGUUCUGUGUCUAACAAAGCCCGGUCUCAGGCUGCUCGCAGACAGCUGCUCUCGGAACUCGGUGGCUUCGGGUUGAAUGGUGGUGCUCCAGUUGCUCAGCAAAUGCAGAAAAGGGAGCAAAGUUUCGGUAUACAAAUGCUCACUGUCCAGCCGGACGCAAAGCCAAAAGGCUGUGCCGGCUGCAACCGGAAGAUCAAGGACCGCUACCUGCUGAAGGCUCUUGAUAAAUAUUGGCAUGAGGAUUGCCUGAAGUGUGCCUGCUGUGACUGCAGGCUGGGUGAGGUGGGCUCCACGCUCUACACCAAAGCCAACCUCAUCCUGUGCCGGAGAGACUACCUCCGGUUAUUUGGUGUAACAGGAAACUGCGCAGCCUGCAGCAAGCUGAUUCCAGCCUUCGAGAUGGUGAUGAGGGCAAAAGAAAAUGUCUAUCACCUGGACUGCUUUGCAUGCCAGCUCUGCAAUCAAAGGUUUUGUGUGGGAGACAAAUUUUUCCUGAAGAACAACAUGAUUCUCUGCCAGACUGAUUAUGAGGAGGGGCUGAUGAAGGAGAGCUAUGCUCCACAAGUCCGCUGAUCGUCCAAUCAGAGGAGGAGGAAGAGCAGAAGUGAAAUGAAGAGACUGAAGGAGAGCAUGCAAUCACACAACAAAAUGCACUAUUGCCUCCUGUCCAGGUUCUGUACCCAACAUGUACAUAAACUGGGACUCACUCUACUGUACAGAAUGGCCAUAAAGACAAUGUGGCAAGAAAAAAAAAAAAAGCUGGUGUAAAUUCACGUUUGUAUAUUUCAUUAUUUCUCUCUGACGGAUGCUGGCUCUCUUUACCUGACAAAGAAUAAACUAACUUUGCCCUGAGAGUGAUCGCUAACCAAGUUCUGUUCCUGGUUCAAAGUUUACUGGUUUCAUUGUACUCUGUAACAGACAGCAUCCCGCCGGACUGCAGGAUUCAAACACUUAAACUUGACACCAAGAUUAGUUUAUACAAACCUAAAUCACAGCUAUUUAUUUUUAAAAACUUCACGACUAAACACUCUUUGUGGUUCAUUCACUGUGAUCCUUUAAUAAGUUGACAUAAGCUGACCUUAUCAUCCUGCUCCUGUCUCAGGCUGCUGUCUAUAAUCCUCCUGAGAAAGUUCAAGUCAAAUUUUUACUAGCUGUCAAAUAUUGUUUUGGUAAGACUCUGAAAACAUUAAAUAGAAUACCUACUAAAACUUUUCACUCCUUUGGAUGUGUUACCCCUUUAUUGUUCCUACAAAUCGGUCAUUAUAAAUAAAAUAAAUAAAUCCUCCAAUGUCAAAGUGAAAACUGAUUUCUGCAAAUAACAUAACUAAAAACACCAGCAAAUAUACAGUGCAGGAGCACAUAUAGGCCCUGAGCAGAUGUGGCUUGUUUCUAAUUUACACUGCGUCCGGCUCGGCUCCACCCCGGCUCGGCCUCAGCAGUGAAUACACACCCAUCACAGGCAGUGACAGCAGUUACACUGCAUUCAAAAUGAAAACGGAUUCGGAAGCCACAACAAGUCCAGUCGGUCUUCAGAAAUCACACCACUCCAACAGGAAGUUGCGCUAGUACAACAUCUGUAUUUUCAAAAUAAUUCACAAAGACAGACUAUUAGCCGUCUUUGUAAUAUCUUUGAAACAGCUAUAUUAAUAAAAAAAAAAUAUUGGUAUAGAUGGAAAUGUUUUGAAUGCCUUUGGGAUUCUCCUUCAGGGAAAUUGUCAUUUCUGUCUCCUUUGAGUCCACAGUGGAUGCAAACACUGUAAAAAUACUAAAAACAUGCAUUAACAAAAUUUGUAAAAAUCAUGCAAAAAAUUAAAAACACGUCAUCACAUCCAUACUCUCAAAAUAUCAAAAACAGACUGCUCCUCUCACAUCCGUUUACAUGUGAAGAAGUUCAAUUUAAAGGAAGCCAUUGUUUUGUCAUGCUUGGACAUAAGAAAAUUAAAUCAAGAAGGGAUAUGACACUAGUGAGAGGGACACCAGGUUACCAUGACUACGCUGACUGUUGGUUCUUCACCAGUCAGAGCUUUCUGGAAGUUCCAAUAAGAAAGACACUACUGAAGAAAAGUCAGGGCUUGCCAAAGACAUGGGGGAGACUGCAUGGCCAAAUGGAAGGAAGUUCACCACAAACACACUGUCCCCACUGUGACGCAUGGUGGUGGCAGAAUCAUGCUGUGGGGAUACUUCUUGGCAGCAGACUUGUCCUUGUAAAGGCCCAGUCAAAGCCCAGAUGUGUCCCAUAGAAAACUAGUGGCAGGUGUUUAAAAAGUUUGAUCACCAAGCUGACAGCUGGAGCAGUUUAUCUGGAAGAAUGGAGAAGAAGUGCAGCCUGAGAGCGAACCACACAGAGAGCCAGCUGAUAAAUACACACAGAGGGUGGAUAUUAAUGCAAUCACUUCUUCUGUUGUCAGAAAUCACUUUUCACUUUGACAUUAAAAGUUUGUCAAUUUGUAAAAGUAAAACAUCUAAGAGGUGAAUUCUUUUUACAGGCAGUAAAACAUAAUAUUAAAGGCAUCUGAAGAAAG
Poecilia reticulata (guppy) is the source of this 2833-nucleotide messenger RNA. RefSeq names its product LIM domain only 3 (gene lmo3). Gene Ontology annotation, molecular function: DNA-binding transcription factor binding; transcription coactivator activity. The record is from RefSeq and is a predicted model, not a curated record. Gene Ontology annotation, cellular component: nucleus. Gene Ontology annotation, biological process: positive regulation of transcription by RNA polymerase II. Lineage: Eukaryota; Metazoa; Chordata; Actinopteri; Cyprinodontiformes; Poeciliidae.